This is a messenger RNA of Biomphalaria glabrata, 795 nucleotides long. Its product is annotated as INO80 complex subunit C-like. The coding region runs from base 68 to 739 and encodes 223 amino acids. The transcript is spliced from 5 exons. The record is from RefSeq and is a predicted model, not a curated record. Gene Ontology annotation, cellular component: Ino80 complex. Lineage: Eukaryota; Metazoa; Mollusca; Gastropoda; Planorbidae. Gene Ontology annotation, biological process: chromatin remodeling.
GCACAAAUAAUUUGUCUCUUGUAGUUUCGGUGUCCAAUUCCCAAUUUUUAGCAUUCAUUGUUUCAAAAUGGCGUCUGUCAGAAAAUCGUCUAGGUCGAAGAGCUAUAUAAACACUGAUUCACCUUUCGCAAAGAGAUUAAAAACAAAUAGUCCAUCAUUAUUGCCAACACCAGUGACUGUUGUAGAAGAAAAUGAAAGUUUUACAAUACCAGAUGCAGAGGAUGCAGAACUUAUAGUAGAGGAAGUGGUGGUAACUGAAGAUGUCAAUACUUGUAUCGAAGAUUCCCAGCCAUUGUCAGAUAGUCUAAAUGACUCUCUAACACUUGUUCAGACCACGAUCUCUGCCCCUGGUGGACAGUUGCUGUCUGAAGACACCACAGACUUUGACCGGCCCAGCUCAGCAUUUAUUUUCAAAGAUCCUAACUUUGUGCAUUCAAGUAAAGGUAUUGGUGGCAAUAAGAGAAUCAGAGUUUGGAAAAAUUUGAAGCAAAUUGUUACUGCCGAGAGAGCUUUACCUUGGGGUCCAGAUGCUGUGACCUAUGGUUCCAUUGAUGCGCCACCAUCAUUUAGACCAGCCAAAAAAUAUUCUGACAUAUCAGGUCUAGAGGCCAAGUAUACAGACCCACAGACAAAAAUGCGAUUUAGCAAUGCAGAUGAGUUCAGAAGGGUGAAACUCCUACCCAGUGAUAUUAUAGCUGGGUGUCUUCAACUGCGGAAAGCCAACACAUUGAUUCCAUAAAAGUUUCUCUUGUUUGUUUUAUUUGUUAAAGAAAUGAGUAAAAAUUUAAUUAUAUA